Messenger RNA from Peronospora farinosa, 849 nucleotides. The record is from the annotation of a GenBank genome assembly. NCBI's taxonomy places the organism in Eukaryota, Oomycota, Peronosporomycetes, Peronosporales, Peronosporaceae.
AUGCAGCUCAUUAAGCAGGUCAAGUCUUUUGGAGGCGUUAUCAAGCAAUACGUACAUGAAAGUACCAGUACUAAAUGCAGUAUGAAGUUCAGUAUCUUUCUUCCACCCACUGCUAGUGACAGUCACAAAGUUCCAGUACUUUUUUAUCUCCCAGGACUCACGUGUAAUGACGAGCUAUUGUUUGUAAAAGCACCCGAGGCACAAAAAGUAGCCGCCCAUCGUGGGAUUGCGAUUGUCACGAUGGACACAAGUCCACGGGAUGUCACUAUUGCGGGGGACGACGACACUUGGGAUUUUGGCACUGGUGCAGGCUUUUAUGUUGAUGCUACCGAGCCGAAAUGGGAAAAUCAUUAUCGGAUGUAUUCGUACGUAAAUAAGGAGCUACCGGCACUUGUGCUUGCCAAUUUUCCUGUCAUGAAAGACAAACAAUCGAUUAUGGGACAUUCAAUGGGUGGACAUGGAGCGUUGGUACUUGGAAUUCGGAAUUCGACGCAGUACAAGUCGAUUUCGGCAUUUGCACCUAUUGCACACCCAAGUCAAUGUCCGUGGGGAAUUAAGGCUUUUACGGGCUAUUUAGGUGUUGAACAGGAAACGUGGAAGGAAUACGAUGCCACGCAGCUCAUUCUGAAACAAGGACCUAUUAUUCAACCUAUUCUGAUCGAUCAAGGACGUGAAGACAAUUUUUUGCAUGACAAACAGCUACUGCCUGAGGCUUUUGAGGCAGCGUGCAAUUUGGUGGGCCAGGAAGUGACACUCCGCAUGCAGGACGGGUACGACCACAGCUAUUACUUCAUCGCUUCGUUUAUCGAGGACCACGUCAACUACCACGCUGAUGCUCUACUUCAGUAA